Molecule: messenger RNA, 909 nt
Organism: Cololabis saira (Pacific saury)
Lineage: Eukaryota; Metazoa; Chordata; Actinopteri; Beloniformes; Belonidae
Exons: 7
Coding region: 68-856 (262 amino acids)
Source: RefSeq, a predicted model, not a curated record
UCAAGAAGACCAAUAUCGGGCACUUUGUUGCAGCCAUCCUGAACCAAAUGAAGAUGCCCCCCUCUCCAUGCUGAAAGGGAUGAAGGGGUAUCAGUUGACCCAGAGUGACUUGGAAUUUAUCAAACGUAUGAAAGAGGAACAACUUGUUAAAAAGCUGCAGGGAGACCAGGAAGAGGUGCAGAGGCUGCUGAAAAAUAAAAUGAUGGCUUUGGAGCUGGCAUGGGCGUCCACGGAGAAGGCACAAGCUGAACUCGGCAAGAUCCCAUCCGGCGAAAAACUCACCGAGGGGAUCAAGAUGGUCAUGACAUCACCACGGAUGGGGCUCACAGACGUGGACGCCAAGUCUCCUCUGUCCAUGGCAUUGGUGACUAUAGAAAACUUCCAGACCGCAAUGAAGGAGAAGCAGAAAGACCUCGAUAAUCAUAAGCAGAUGCUGGAAAUGUUGAAGCAAGAGCCUGAAGAGACGGUGAAUUUUGAAAAAGAACUUGCCAUUGAGCAGCUGAUAUCACAGAGGUUGAAGCAAACGUUGUCUGACCUAAAAUCUGAGGCUCGACUAGAGGAGGAGUAUAAAUCUCUGCAGAUGAAUACUUUGAAAGCACCAGCAGAUGAUUUGGAGCAUGCACAAGCUACAACAAGCGAAGUGGAACGGUCAGGAAAGGGAAGAAAACGGAGAGCUAAAGAAUUACCAGACACGGCAAUCAAAGCUAACUCGACAAGACGGAAACGCGCAGACAAUCAGAUGAAGGUGAAAGAUGAUCACUCGGAUCAGAUCAAGAGCAAAGCUUUGGAGGAGACGCAACACACUGGCCCGAGACGGUCGAAACGAAUUGCCAACAUGCAAAUACAAAAUAAGUAGGCUGACUUGUGACUUGCACUGUGUCUAGAGUUUUUAUUUUUUUGAAUAAAUUA